Molecule: messenger RNA, 189 nt
Organism: Symbiodinium necroappetens
Lineage: Eukaryota; Dinophyceae; Suessiales; Symbiodiniaceae
Source: the annotation of a GenBank genome assembly
AUGCGGGUAACGAUCGCAGAUCUAUGCGACCUCUCCUUCCAGGAGGGUGACUGUGCGCUCUUGCUUCGGGACUUUGCGAACAUCGACGGGGAAGGGAUCGGCGGAACUUUGCGGGGCCUACCUGCCGCAGCUCCUUCGCCGCAAGAGCUACGCUGGGAGGGGACCCACCACGUGUACAUGAUCGUGACA